GCCGAAUUGAAGUCCAGUUUAAUCUCUUUUACGGGGAUAAAAACAAAGCAAUUAUCAAGAGACACUCUGUCGCGCGACGAAAGAUCACUUUAUUCUAUGUUAUUAAGAGUAACGCUAGCCGCGCAGAAAUGAGCAUCGCGUUUCCGACUCAACGGCGUGUAAAAUUCUUACGAAUGUCGGAAACGGAGCGAUUAGAGCGAUUCCGUAAUACCGUGCUUUCAUAAUUUUUUUAAAGACGUCUGUCUGGCAUGAUACUUUCCUAUCGCUAUGCAGCGUUACAAAAAUGGGAGAAAAGUAGAUCGUGACGCCCGCGCUAUACUCGCGCGAGAUGACGGUACGGGAGUUCUACAAAAUGAUCAGCUGGGGUCUACUACAGCCAGUUUCCUCUCGAACCCGGUGCAAGGUGAUAGCGUAAAAGGCUCCCGGAGCGUCACUCGAGACUUUGGGCGCUCGACCAUGCUCCCAUCUCUUCUCGUGCCGAUGCUCUGUCAUUUGUACAUUUUCCGAAGAGGGGAUACCAUACUCCAUCUGACUCUGCUUCCCACCGGUACGUGUUUCUAUUGCUGCCCUAUCCAGUUUAAUCGGGACGUCCAAUUUAAAUUGUAUACCAGGCGGAAUCCGACGUAUCCGACUAUACUGGAUCCCAAUGAUGCCACAACGUUGUGGAGGAGCAAUUUCAACGUUAAACACCCAACUGUGGUUUACGUACACGGAUACAGCGACAGCUCCUUAGGGAAGGGUCCCAUCGCCAUACGAAACGCCUACCUCCGACGUGGUUAUUAUAAUGUGAUUCUGGUGGACUGGGCCAAGCUAGCGGUGUUACCUUGGUACAUAACGGCGGUGAGAAACUCCAGAAUCAUCGGGUCUUACUUAGCUCACGUGAUGCGCUGGCUCGACGCGCAGAAAGCCGUUCCCUUAUCCAAAAUUCACGUGAUCGGCUUCAGUUUGGGCGCGGAAGCCGCCGGUUUUAUGGGGAAGGCUCUGGCGCCGCGAAAGAUAGGCAGAAUCACCGGACUGGACCCGGCUUAUCCGUUGUACAUGAACACCGGGGAUGAGGGCCACCUGACCUGGGCUGACGCCACCUUCGUCGACGUAAUUCACACCGACGGCGGCAAUUUCGGAUUUCCCAAUCCCCUCGGUCACGUCGACUUCUUCCCGAACGGUGGUAGGAGACGACAACCCGGCUGCGAUUUCAAGAGUAUCGUUCGUAUGGGCUUCAGGAGAAUCAUCAAUCAGUACAUUACCUGCGGACACAAUCGGGCCUGGCGUUAUUAUGCAGAAUCGGUGGAAAACCCCUACGGGUUCCCCGCGAGUCGGUGCCCGAGAUGGAAACCUGACAUCGGAGCGAAUUGCGUGUGGAGGCCGGAGGCUUACAUGGGGUACACCGCCGAUCCCAAGUAUCGGGGAAAAUUUUACUUGAGCACGAACGAGCGAUGGCCGUACGCGAAGAACUUGACAAGCCACAAAUGAGGAUCAGUAUGCGGUGAUCUCGAUUUUUGGAUGAACCAGAUCAAGAAGCGAGACGAUCCUCCACGACGGUCGCUUCCAAGACAACUCUCUUGGAGUUUUUUGCGACGCCGCUUUAGAUGACGUGCUUGCGAUGGGAUUGUCUGUAUUUAUGUACCGCCGUCUUCGGUAUUCUCUGUAAACAGUUUGCAGUUCAGUUAGUUUUGUUGCUUCUUUGAAGAGAAUUGCGAGGUUGAUAAUGGAAACAUUUUUCUUGAAAUAACAGAAUAAAUAAACAAGAUCCAGAAUGACGCGCGACCUGAUGUAGCAGUGAUGUCGAAAAGCUCGAAUUCAAUUGCAACUAGUCGAAGAAAAAACAACUCGUGCCGUCCGUGUAUCAGCAAUGUGUUCUGUCUCUUUUAUAUAUCUUUUGUGAAAAGUUACAUACAAGUUUUCAGGACGUAAUAGUGCUAAGUAAUUAAAUAAAACUUUUAAUUAGCCAUAUAACGAUUUUAUGGCUGUACUUAAUUUUUUAUGACGUACUUUUGCGUGAUUGAAAGAAAAUAUGUAACGAACAUGAAGCAGGAUGAUUACGAGAACGCUAAUGACCGAGGAAACCUGCAAUUUGCUAUUUCCGUACAUGCACUCUACCUUCGAGGUAUGUAAAUUUCAAGGCCAAGGUACUUUAUUACCUACUUUUCAUUUUGGCUGAUCAAUGUGAAAGCUCUCUGGAAACUGCGUCUUUCGAACGAGGAAAACACGUGCUCGUAUUAAAUAUUACGAGUGGUAUGCGGGGGAUGAUGGUACAAACAGAGAAGCAUCGCGCGUAUUGGAAGCCAGAAAUAUUUAAAGAGGCCAGCCAGUCGUCGUGCUGCUUUUAUUCUGCACCACUCAACGCGAAACGCGGUUAUCCUCUACACGCGUUCCUCUACACUUCCAAAGAUGGUUCAUGGCUAAAUUAAUGCAUCGUAUAUUUGUCGUCAUACAAGAAUUCCUUCUUCCAUCUAGAGCGCAGCUCGGUCCAUCCGCAUCGGGCAACUCAACUGCGCGAAACUCGUUCAACUUCGUGGAACUCGUCGGCCGAACUUGAGUUCAGAGGCCAAAUUGCAUCUCCUCAAAGAAAUUCCGUCUGCCGUUUUUAACGUUCGUUAGACUGGAACAACUUUUCCGCCGUUCCGUUCUGUUCCCGAAGGGUGGCUUUCAUCGAACGCCUCAUGGAAAACUUUCCGAAGCACCAAAUGAAGAAAAACGGAGAAUUCUUGAUUCUCUAGUGCCAUUACGUUUUGUCGAAAAUUGCUUCAUACAACUUGGUCCGCGUAAAAACAUAGCGUACGUAGAGUAUUUCAGCUUACGUCAGCAAUUUCGAAAAGGUUUACGCCGUAAACAGAGAGAGAAGCAGACAGCCAACGUAUCUACGGUGGAACAACAACACCAGAGUUAGACAAACCGCAGACCGAACAAGAUAACAUAUUCAAUGCAAUGGUCGGAAUGCAAUUUCAGGAUCGAUAGGAUGAUUUAUAUAAGGCAGAAACAUUCUCUGACUCAUCUUGAAGAUAGCAUCGUGACCUUUCACGAUCGCGUACCGUUCAGCCGUGUCGUUCGAUUUUGGAAUACAUUUGGCAGAAAAGCGCGGAAAGCGAGUGAACCGUUGCGCUCACCCUUAAAAACAAUUUCGCGCCGAAAAGAGCGGCGGAGAGGCAGCUCAUGAAGAUUCACGGGGGAUUGAGAUUCACGGUACGUCCCGGAAUCACGAACGUAGACCUAGACGUUUCACGGAAUCCGUUCGGCGGUCAAUCAACCCGACAUGUACACUGAAAAAUUCAGUACGACCGGCAAGUCGAUAAGAAUCCAAUGGCCAGGGUUAUAGAUGACCCUAGUCUUGAAAGACCGCGUUACGUGAAAGGCGACGUUCGCAGUCUACGCUUCAGCACGUUCGACCGUGUUCGGUGCUGGUUCCUCCUCCCUCGAGGAGAACCUCCCUCGAGUAUCGUUACCGGCUAUACUCUCUUAUGGUUGCAUGUACACAGAGCGUCUUAGGUUUCACUAUCAUCGCCCAGUAUUUUCUGUUCCGGGCCGCGACUUCUCAAGAAGAUUUCAUUUAGCGCCCUUCAUUCUGGAUGAACAUCUAAAUAUAAUCUAAAUAUCUUUUUUUUCCUUCUUAUUUCUAUUUUGCCUGCUUUAGCUUUCCAUCAAGUAAACGAGCUCUUUUAUUUCAGGUCUUGCAGACUCUGCAGGCAUUUCGCUCGACUGCCUGAUCAAUGGAGCCUAUCUUCUCGAGAUUUAUAGACGCGCGACCCCUCGAAAUACGCGGGAAAUUUUCUCCGUCAGCCGACGAAGGUGGAAUUGUCUUCGGCGGUUAUUGUCGGUUCAUGUGCCGCGCGAAUCGAUGAAACAACCUAACGUCGGUGGUCUCCGUGCUCUGCUAAAAUCGCUGCUGUGUAUCGAUUGCUUCGAUCUUUACAUCGCCGGGUGCAUUGUCCUCUACUCGCGGAAAUGAGAAACGAAACACGAAACGUACCACCACCACCAGCACUACCACCAGCGUCACCAACCCAACGUCGUGGAUAUUGAUCCUUCUUUGUUCUCGUUGUUGAGCUUACGAACAUGUUGGACUCAGACGAUUCGCGUGUCAUACUCCCAUGGUGGUUACAUGCAUGUGCGGUUUACGUGGGGUUUUCCUGGAAAGAGCUGGAAGGGAUGUUUCCCCAGUGCUCUCUGUGCUCUCUACUACUUGCACUUUUUCUCUAUAUUCCUCGAACCAUCAAUCUUAGACUAAGUUUACCAUAUACUGGGUGGUCUCCGUUAUUUUUCUUAGCUUCUCUUGUGGUAUUCGUGGGCGGGACGACGACAGUCUUGAUGCGUGACUAGUACGUUAUUUCGCAUCGAGUUUGCAGGAUCCGGGAACGGCGUCAGUCCUUCAUUUAACGCGAAAAAAAUCUCUUUGGAGCACAUACCAGCAGGACGUCACGCAAUUAGCGUCAUACAAAUGUUCGUGUUCCGAGAGUGACGCUCGAGGCGUUAACAUCCCAUUAACAUCACUUCACGAAGGACGUGAGCCGACAUGCUUCUUCUCCCCGCAGUUCUCCGUUCGCAGUCAUUAUUUCCACGGUUUUAGUCAUUACAAACGUAAGCUUUCAGUCUCCGACGACGACAGUGGACACUCACCAUUGUCGCCCGAAGCUCGGCGAGUGCAUGAGCUCUUUUCACUUCCGUCAUUCGUCCCUCUCCAUUUAAUUAAUUUCGUUCUGUUCUAAUUCCGAACUUUCCUAUAAUGGAAUUCGAGUAACCGAAUCGAAUCUCCUUCCCCGAGCAACCAGAAACGACGUAGAUAAAUGCGAAACCGUUCCUCCGCGCAUCCACGUUUGAUGAGAAGCUAUUUGCAUCCAUCAAAAUAUUCCGAGAGAAUCUCGAUCGUCGAAAUAAAUCUAGCUUUGGAUUUUCCAGAAUAUCAAACUAGCGGGAAAGCAAAUUUAGACUGACAAUUGUGAAACUGGAAUAAAUACUCGUUUGCUUUAUUAUUAACGGAACAUCGGACAGUAACAGGAAAGAAACGGUAAAAGGAAAAAUCUUUAUGAGGUAUAAUGAUGACGAAAGAGAAAGGGCUACUCGAGAAAGCUUUUCGAAAGCGAAUAACGCUCACGCAAUCCAACGGAAGCGGAAGAUUGCAUCAACCCGCGUUUCUAGCGUCCGCGCAUUAUGGUGGUUCGUGCGGUUGUUAACAGUAUUAUCAACCCCUAACGCCAAACGCUCUGGGGGUCAACGACCAAGCACUUACGAGUCCAUUAUUUAAUUUUCUGCCGCGAACUUUUGAUCUAGAACUGAUAUGCAUGCACUUUCUGAAAUUACAAACUGUAUAUAUUUAGAAUCCAUGCGAAAGAAGAUUAAAAAACCACGUGAAUUACAUAUUUUC
Messenger RNA from Ooceraea biroi (clonal raider ant), 5356 nucleotides. RefSeq names its product pancreatic lipase-related protein 2. Gene Ontology annotation, molecular function: serine hydrolase activity; lipase activity. The record is from RefSeq and is a predicted model, not a curated record. Lineage: Eukaryota; Metazoa; Arthropoda; Insecta; Hymenoptera; Formicidae. Gene Ontology annotation, biological process: lipid catabolic process.